AUGCUCGUUACUAGGCACGCCUCUACGGAGCAAAGUCCUUGGUCCAUAAGCAAGUUUGAAACCGCCUUUCGCAAGUCUGCGGAGAGAUUACGCAUGUCGAACAACUUCGACACGGUGACGCAGUCGGACUGGCAGAGUCAGUACUCGUUUCUCCCACCGGGCGACAACACCAUCUUUUCGCAGCCAUACGAUCAUGUGACGAGCUCUACCGAGAGCGCGGAAUCGCAUGCGCAGCCGCGGACCGUGACGGUGCCGAACGAGGUACCCAAAUCAGAGGUCUCGCCGCUGGGCUCUCGCCUUGAUCCCUUAGGGCUGCGGCCGCCGAAGCAGCCGUCUCCGAUCCCAGAGCAGCCAGAAACCCACGAAGAGCCGUACCCGCCACCAAAGUCAAUCGAAUUAGCGCAUGAGGAGUCGUUGACUGCGACGGAGACGCCGGGUGUGUCUCUGGGAUCGAACCCCCUGAGCUCUGUGUCGUCGGCGGGACAAAGUUCCGAGACAGCCCCGAGCCACUCAGGAAACGAGGGGCAAGCGGCUAUCAAGGAGGAGGAGGAAGAGGUGCUCGAGGAUGAAGAGAUGGUGGAGGUGGAGGCAGAGGGAGAGACGCAAGCUCAACCGCAGACAGCUGCCGAGAGGACCGCUCAGCGGCGGAAGAUGAAGCGUUUCAGGCUCACCCACCAGCAAACGAGGUUUCUGAUGAGCGAGUUUGCGAAGCAACCGCAUCCUGACGCCGCGCACCGCGAACGGCUGUCGCGUGAGAUUCCGGGGCUUAGCCCUCGCCAGGUACAGGUGUGGUUCCAGAACCGGCGCGCCAAAAUCAAGCGAUUAACAGCGGACGAUCGCGAGCGUAUGAUGAAGAUGAGGGCGGUGCCGGAGGACUUUGACAGCUUGAGCGCACUGCACUCGCCAUACGGUGCCGUUCACGGCCUAGGAGCGCCCAUCAGCUCGCCCGUCGAUCUCGGCGCCUCCUCCUACGCCGACCACAUGAUGCGGCCUCUCAUGGUGGAUGUAAGGCGCCACGAGGGCGACGACCAUCUCUCGCCAACCGGCCUUAGCCCAGCAUUUGGAAGCAUCGCCUUCAACCCCUCGGCUGGACUCAGCACACCAGAUGUUUUAUCGCCAAUCUCACCCACCUCGACCGACAGGUAUGGCUACCCGGGCCACCUCUCGACAGCGUCGCUGGGUGCCGGGCCGAGGACAUCGAACCCGUUCGCGCGGCAGUCGAGCCUCGAUUCAGGGAUGCAGCUCCAUGGCCAUCACUCGCGGCAACAGAUCCGACCAUUACAGCCCCUUCACAUCCGCGACACGUUGACUAGGUCGCGCUCGGACACCCUUCAAUCGCCGCUACGGUCCAGCAUGUCGUGGAAGGGUGAUGCCAUCGACUACACCACUUAUCAUGGAUCAAAUAACUCCCCUCAUAUAGGAAGCCGACAACAUGGCUUGUACCAGCAGGAUCAGGUGGGCGGCAGUUCAGCGGGUGGAUUAGGAGGUUAUGACUCGAGCAACUAUUCCACCUCUACAGUCCAUUCACCAUCUCAUUAUUCGAGCUUUCAAUCGUCUAGUCUGCAGGCAAGCCACCAGCGCAAUUCCCGCCUGAGGGCCGCCUCCGCCUCCCUUCCCCUAGGCUUAGAUCUGCGGACUCAGUUCAGAUCUGCCAUUGGGCCAGGUAGCUUGCAGGCUUCGACGCACUCACCCGGCCCGCGGACCUCAUCGACGACGCAGCUCGGCGGCGUCUCCUCAAGCUACACGGGAAGCUUCCCGUCGGCGCCACUAUCAGCGCCCGUCGACUUCUCCCUGCCCAGGACGCCGGGCUACAGAACCUCAACAACCGACUACUCGAUGCCGCAGAUGAGCGCUCCGAUCGCCCCGCCGAAUGACUUUUCGCAAGCCUUCCAAGCGAGCAUGUCGACCUCGAGCACCAGGACGCCGAUGAGGGACACGUUUGGCGGGAGCGCGCUCGGGUUAGGGCAGAGCCAAAAUUCUGGGGAGCGCAGCGACGACUUCUCGGACCCGCUGGGCAUGAAGCGCAAGCGCAGCUUUACGGGAGGCUCCUCUGCCACGACUGCCGGGCCCGGGGCCUACGGCAGCACAGCAUAG
This is a messenger RNA of Parathielavia appendiculata, 2094 nucleotides long. RefSeq lists its product as uncharacterized. Gene Ontology annotation, molecular function: RNA polymerase II cis-regulatory region sequence-specific DNA binding. The coding region runs from base 1 to 2094 and encodes 697 amino acids. The record is from RefSeq and is a predicted model, not a curated record. Gene Ontology annotation, biological process: cell differentiation; regulation of transcription by RNA polymerase II. The transcript is spliced from 4 exons. NCBI's taxonomy places the organism in Eukaryota, Fungi, Ascomycota, Sordariomycetes, Sordariales, Chaetomiaceae.